Molecule: messenger RNA, 1002 nt
Organism: Babjeviella inositovora NRRL Y-12698
Lineage: Eukaryota; Fungi; Ascomycota; Pichiomycetes; Serinales
Exons: 1
Coding region: 1-1002 (333 amino acids)
Biological process (GO): iron import into the mitochondrion
Cellular component (GO): mitochondrial membrane
Molecular function (GO): ferrous iron transmembrane transporter activity
Source: RefSeq, a predicted model, not a curated record
AUGUCAACUGAGUCAUACCGUACAGCUGUGGCGGGUCUUCCUGUGGCGCCACCCCCACAAGUUGUUGAAAUCGGCGAGAUCGACUAUGAGGCCUUGCCGGAAAACGCUUCUCUUUCUGCGCAUCUUGUGGCUGGUGCUUUAGCUGGGACUAUGGAGCAUGCGGUGAUGUAUCCCGUGGAUUCUCUCAAAACUCGUAUUCAGACCUCUCUGAUGAUGGGGACCACCCAGGCCUCGAAACAACUCGGUGGUGUCAUCUCCAGUUGCGUAAAGAUCGUCUCCCAGGAAGGUAUCUAUUCUCUUUGGCGUGGGUCUUCCUCCAUCAUUCUUGGCGCGGGUCCGGCGCACGCGGUAUACUUUGGUGUCUACGAGUUGGCCAAAGAAGCCUUGAUCGAUGAGCGUAAGAGACACGAUCACAAUCCUGUCCAGGUGGGUGUUGCGGGAGCUGCUGCUACAAUCACCUCUGAGCUCUUCAUGAACCCGUUUGACGUUGUCAAGCAGCACAUGCAGUUACAAACCCUGGCCAAGUCCUCUUUCAUCAACACCACCAAACACAUCUACCAACACGAGGGACUCAAGGCGUUCUACUUGUCUUACCCAACCACAUUGGCAAUGACCGUCCCCUUCACCGUGUUGCAGUUCACGAUAUACGAUUCCACCUUGAAGGUGUUGAAUCCCGGGUUGGUGCAUAAUCCGUUCAUGCACUGUAUUGCUGGUGGUGUGGCCGGUGGGUUGGCCGCUGCGAUCACCACUCCCUUGGACUGUGUCAAGACGUUGUUGCAAGUGAGAGGUGAGUCUACCGACCCGAGAGUCAUGACCGCUGACAGUAUGUGGAAGGGUGCCAAGGCUCUUUACGCAAUCGACGGGAUGAAUGGGUUCUGGAAGGGGUUGAGGCCAAGAAUCGUGUCCAACGUGCCGUCCACGGCGUUAUGCUGGACCGUUUAUGAAAUGGCCAAGUACUAUUUGAUGCUGGCGGACAAGAAGCCAGAAUUGAAGCUUGCCUGA